Messenger RNA from Plenodomus lingam JN3, 2361 nucleotides. RefSeq lists its product as uncharacterized. Gene Ontology annotation, cellular component: mitochondrial outer membrane. Lineage: Eukaryota; Fungi; Ascomycota; Dothideomycetes; Pleosporales; Leptosphaeriaceae. The record is from RefSeq and is a predicted model, not a curated record.
AUGGUUGCGGGGCCUUGGGCGGGAAGACCCUCACCCAGCCGACGUCAUGUUCCGAGCGGGAAGGUCGCGUCGAUCACUUUUACAUCCAAGCAUCUCGGAUUCUCGGUGGACCUUCUACGCAAGCCACAAUACGGCGGCACCAUGUCGUUCGUGGUAGACCAAAUCCGCCGACUCGACGGGCAGCUAGAUCGGCUGCAAUUGUCGACCACACAAGCCGGCGGGAAUUUUACUACACUCACGGCAGAGGAAGCCCAUGACCCUACGAGAUCAGCGCGUAUCACCCACCUGCAGACGUUGAUCAAAUCCCUUUCCACGACGACAUCCUCCAAGUCGAGUCUUGUGCCUGCGGAUAGGAUCCUGGAAACGCUCAAGCGGGCUGAUAUAUCCAACAACUGUGCAACAUGCAACCAGUGGUUUGCAAAAAAUGAAGAGGACAGUAGUGAUUAUGAGGAUGCCCGUCCGGACGCCAGCUAUGAACAUGAGCUAGAGUGGCUGCUGUUGAGCAAAGCCACCACACAGGCCUAUGGACAGGUGCUGAAUACAAUCUUGGAACAGACCAUUCCCUUGGAAGAUGAGCUGUGGUAUUGGGACGAUAUUCUCUCAACAUAUCAUUUCGCAGGCCUGUACUCGAUACAAACGUCGCCGAUUCGUAUGUGGGCCUGGACAAAGGAAAUAUACCACGAUGUACGGUCAAGAGGUGGGCAGUUUGCAGAUGGUUGGAGCCAGUUUUAUGGCUUGGUCAAGACUGCGGUGCAAGAGCGGAGUGUUGCGGAUAUCCAGCGACGGGUGGUGAGUCCGUUGGCACUUGUGCGGAACGAGGCGAGGCGGAAACGUGCUGUGCUUAGGAAGAUCCGGAUGGUCAAUGCGAAUGCGCUGGGUGUACUACUUGGUGAAGGACUAGGUAAUGAGAGUGUUAACGAUGACGGCACGCGUUCUCCUGGGCUGCUUAGCACACAAGAUCACAAACAUCGGUGGAAGAGUGUCAUGUCCAAAAGUAUUGCAUUGAUGGAUGCCGUAAUUCAGAGUGUUGAGACGGCAGAGCUCUCUGUCGAUAAGUUCGACGAAACAGUAGCCAGCAUUACACAGGACGACACAUACUACAUGCUUCACGAACCCUCGGGCGAACGGACCGCAACUUCCUUGAAACCAGCCGAUGUGGCAAAACGUCUUGAGUACCUUCUCCAGCAAGCUUUACCCACUUACAUGUCGAAUUUUGAGGCUGUGGCCAAGGAAAAUGGUCGCCCAUCUCGCCUCGUCCGGUACUGGCUUCCAGCAACUGUUCUCCUCGUAUCUUCAACUACCAUCCUCCGUAUAUUCGUAAAUCGCAAGGAAGAAAUCCUCACUUGGGUGCGUGAACUAGGCCAAACCAUAAUCGACUUCUGGGCAAACUGGGUAGUUGAGCCAACCAAGAGGGUGAUUGGUACCAUCCGGCAUGAUGCUGAUAGUGAGGUCUCCAUCAUGAGCAAGCGAAGUCUUGAGACGGAUCGUGCGAGUCUGGAACGUAUGGUAGUCGACUUUGCGGUCAAGAAUCCCGAUGGCCCCGUGCUGAAUGACUCCCAAAUCGCUGAUAUCAGGGCAAAGGUCCGAGAGGGCGAUCUUACUCCGGUCCUUAGGUCGUACGAAAUAGACAUCCAGAGCCCGAUCAAAGGAGCCAUUGUUGGCAACCUGGCCAGCGCGCUGCUGAUCCAGGUUCAGAAGACCAAGGUAGACGUCGAAGUCGCAAUGGCUGGCAUCGACAGCAUUCUCAAAAGCCAGGAACUGUUGUUUGGCUUCAUUGGACUGACGCCUGGUGUUUUGGUCAGCAUCGGCGUAUACAGAUGGCUUGGAGGUGUCGUGACCAACCGCAAGGGUGUGAAGCAGUGGGCACGGCAGGGACGCAUGCUGCUCAUACUGCGCAACAUCGACCGCAUUCUCACCAGUGCGACGCCUAAUGAGUUUGGGGAGAUGUCGUACAAGGACCACGGGCUGCUUCUUUGUGAAGUUCAUCUCCUUCGCCAGGCUGCCAGUGGCAGUUUGCCAAGACGCAUAUUCCAUGACUUCCUGGUGGAGAUUGACGAGUUGGUUGACGUGAGGAGCGGGCUGGUGAGGCAGCAGAAGGUGGUGGAGCGCAUUAGACAUGGCGAUUCUACUGGCUGGCUACCUGAUAGCCGCAGGAUAUCCCCCCAACUGAUCCAACUGAGCACAGAUACAGAAUGUGAGGUCGUCGUCGCCACCGGGAAUAGACUUGCAAGGGCUCAUUGGAACCCUAUCCAUCCCGUGGACAAAGUGUGUGUACCUGUGUUACCGGUAGGUAGUGGCGGCAACGGUGACGAGGUUGCGCGCGCGGUGGUUCUUGGCGGCCGAGCCCCAACGUCAACGUAG